AUGGUGGACAUCUUUGCGGCCUUACAUAACUCCGAAGAGAGGCAGAUUACUUUUGCGGUCUUCCAAUUAGAAGGGGCCGCUCGCUCUUGGUGGAAUGUUAUUCGAACCAAGUGGGAGAGAGAGCAGACACCCAGAACGUGGGUGAACUUUGUAAGAGAAUUUAACGCCAAGUACUUUCUGCCCUUGAUCCAAGAAAAGAAGGAGGAUGAGUUCAUCCGAUUUCGCCAGGGCACCCAAUCCGUGGCUGAAUACGAAAGCCAGUUUACCCGAUUAGCCAAGUUUGCCCCUGAACUUAUUAUGACUGAACAAAGAAGGGUACGACGUUUCAUUCAGGGGCUAAAUGUGGAAAUCCAAAAGGAUUUAGCCGUGACCCAGAUUAACACUUUCAGUGAUGUGGUGGAUAAGGCUUUGCGAGCCGAGAACGCAAGGCUUCAAGUUCGGAAUUUUCAAGUGAGGAAACGUGGGUUUUUCGGAGGUAGUUCUACACAGGGGGAUAAGAGUACCCCUCCCAAAUUUGGCCGUGGAGCUGGACGAGGACGAGUUCCUGGUACGGCAAGAGGGACUCCGCCAAGAGGUGGCCAGAAGGGACGAGGCCAACAGAGGAGUGCCUCACAAGGGAGCUCCGCCACUGUUUCUCGUGGCCCGUGUGGGUUCUGUGGGAAGCCGAACCACACGGAGGAUAACUGCUGGAGAAAGGAGAAGAAGUGCUUACGCUGUGGGAGCACGGAGCACCAGAUAGCCAGCUGUCCAGUUCAACCCUGA
Messenger RNA from Coffea eugenioides, 762 nucleotides. RefSeq lists its product as uncharacterized. The transcript has a single exon. The coding region runs from base 1 to 762 and encodes 253 amino acids. Gene Ontology annotation, molecular function: nucleic acid binding; zinc ion binding. The record is from RefSeq and is a predicted model, not a curated record. Lineage: Eukaryota; Viridiplantae; Streptophyta; Magnoliopsida; Gentianales; Rubiaceae.